AAGAAUUUGGCGCGAGUCGACGAGUGAGUCUCCGUUCGUUUGACGCUCCCCUGCACCUGGACGAGAUGUGCGUGUCGAUGACGGCGCUUGGGCGGCGAGGGUUCAUCCCGAGGGAUAUCAUGAAAUGUCAAAUGUUCAACGUCAAGCGACCCGAGCAUUGCUCCAGCCGCGACGAGUCGUCAAUGAACAACGCGCUGUCAGGACGGUGUCCUAUGUCAUUGUGCGCUGCCGAUGUCUCGCGUGUCCUGGGCCGAUUCCGCGACAGCUCGAGGACAUUCUCUUCCGCGAGGACUCCGAUUUCCGCCGACGCCGUCGUUGACGCUUUGACGAAGCAGCAAGCGAAGGAGCUAGUGUCGAAGCUCACCCCCGAGGAGCGGGGCUUGUUCUUGACUGCGCUGAACGAGUGCAAAUCGGCGGAGGAUAAGGCUGGUUAUGAAGGUCAAUUGGCAACAGUCCGGUGGAGGAGCAAGUUUGGUAGACCUAGCAAAAUACCAUCGCUGGGCGAGGUGGAUCCUACAGGAACCUACUGCCCUAUGCCAGACGAUUGGUUAAAUCGCAAAUAUGUGCCACAGUUAGUUGAACACGUUGCAGAACCAACCACAAAAGACCUGGUGCUAGUCGCGAUCGCGAAUGCAAUUCCGUUCGUUGGGUUUGGUUUUCUCGACAACUUCAUCAUGAUCGUUGCUGGCGAUCAAAUCGAGUUCAUGUUGAAUCAAAGAUUUCCAAUCUCCACCAUGGCAGCGGCGGCGCUGGGUAACACAGUAUCCGAUGUCAUUGGAAUCGGCUCGGUGCACUAUGUCGAGAUAUUUGUUCAGAAAAUUGGCUUUGAAGCGCCCAAAUUAACUCUAGGACAAUUGAAUCUACCUAGGACACGGAUUGCCGCGAAUGUGGGUCGGGUCAUCGGUGUCACGAUUGGAUGCAUUAUUGGUAUGACGCCUAUACCUCUAGCUGCGCUUUUCCGCAAUGAUAGUUGAAUUGUCAAAAAAAAAAAAUCCCCAACAAUUAAUUUAAUUAACUCGUGAAACGUCCUACAAUAAGCGUUUUGUUUAACAAAUGCCUAAUGAACUUUUAUAAUUUAAAUAUUUAAUUGUCGCAAAUAACAGGAUUUCUAAGUAUUAAAAAGUAUUUAAUAUAUAAAUAUAUAGAAUGUAUAGUAUAGAACAAAGUUUAUGUAUAACACCAAACAGUAGGUUCUUCAACUUACUAUUUUACACGUGGUUUUAAUUGAACAUAUAGUUUAUAAUUAAAUGUUAUAUUUUAAUGUUAAGUAAAAGCAAUUAAGUAUGUGUGAUUUUAGAGAUUAAACUGGAAUAAAAAUUUGUUUUAAUAUCAGU
Messenger RNA from Solenopsis invicta (red fire ant), 1334 nucleotides. RefSeq lists its product as uncharacterized. NCBI's taxonomy places the organism in Eukaryota, Metazoa, Arthropoda, Insecta, Hymenoptera, Formicidae. The transcript has 7 exons. The record is from RefSeq and is a predicted model, not a curated record. Bases 66 to 974 code for a protein of 302 amino acids. Gene Ontology annotation, cellular component: mitochondrion.